Pipistrellus nathusii (Nathusius's pipistrelle) is the source of this 2808-nucleotide messenger RNA. Lineage: Eukaryota; Metazoa; Chordata; Mammalia; Chiroptera; Vespertilionidae. The record is from the annotation of a GenBank genome assembly.
AUGGCGGAGACCCUGGCGGGCUCUGGCGACUCCGGUUAUGACUCGGCUGCUGUGAGUCCCGGCGCCUCGGAGUCGGGGACCCGGCGGCUGAGCGAACUGCGAGUGAUCGACCUGCGGGCGGAGCUGAAGAAGCGAGACCUGGACUCGGGAGGCAACAAGAGCGUCCUGAUGGAGCGACUCAAGAAGGCAGUUAAAGAAGAAGGCCAGGAUCCUGAUGAAAUUGGUAUCACAUUGGAAGCCACAAACAGGAAGACAGCAAAGAGAAGUGUUAAAGGACAGAAGAUAGAGGAAGAAGGCACAGGAGAUAAUGGCCUAGAAGAGGAUUCCAGAGACGGGCAGGAGGAUGUGGAAGCAAGUUUGGAGAGCUUGCAGAAUAUUGACAUGAUGGAUGUUAGUGCGUUAGAAGAAGCUGAAAUGGAGAACAGCAGUGCCCCAGACUUUGAGGAUGAUGGCACAGACAGCAUCCUCGAUUCCCUUUGUGAUAGCAAAGAGUAUGUGGCUGCACAGCUGAGUGAGCUUCCAGCUCAGCUCACAGAACAUGAUGUAGACGGGGAAGGCUUUGAGAGCACUUUGGAUGCUUCAUCGUUGGACUUCAAAGUACCUUCGGAUAUUGAAGAACCACUCUUGGAGCCAGAAAAUGAGAAAAUACUCGACAUUUUGGGGGAAACUUGUAAAUCUGAGCCAGUAAAAGAAGAAGGUUCCGAGCUGGAGCAGCCAUUUGCACAGGAUACAAGUAGCGUGGGGCCAGACAGAAAGCUUGCGGAGGAAGAGGACCUUUUUGGCAGCGGCCACCCGGAGGAGGGUGACUUAGAUUUGGCCAGCGAGUCAACAGCACAAGCUCAGUGGAGCGAGGCAGACACCCUGUUAGCGGUAGUGAAAAGGGAGCCCGUGGAGCAGACAGGCGAUGACGAGAGGAUGGACUGUGAGCCUGUAGGGCUAGAGGAGCCAGUUGAGCAGAGUAGUAAAGCCUCAGAGCGCACAGAAGCCUCUAGCGAGGAGGUGGCAGAAGCGCCCCAGGAAGCCUCAAGCCCAGACCCCAGGGAUAGCAAAGAAGACGUGAAGAAGUUUGCUUUUGAAGCUUGUAAUGAAGUCCCUCCGGCUCCUAAAGAGUCCUCAGCCAGUGAGGGCGCUGAUCAGAAAAUGAGUUCUUUUAAGGAAGAAAAAGAUAUAAAGCCAGUCAUUAAAGAAGAAAAAGGUCAUGUCAGCAGCAGUUCUGGUAGGAAUUUGUGGGUCAGUGGACUGUCCUCCACAACUCGAGCAACAGAUCUGAAGAACCUUUUCAGCAAGUAUGGAAAGGUUGUCAGUGCCAAAGUGGUGACCAAUGCCCGCAGUCCUGGGGCUCGGUGCUACGGCUUUGUCACCAUGUCUAUAUCUGAUGAGGCUACGAAAUGUAUCAGCCACCUCCACAGAACUGAGCUUCAUGGAAGAAUGAUCUCUGUAGAGAAGGCCAAAAACGAACCUGCUGGGAAAAAGCUGUCCGACAGAAAGGAGUAUGAAGUGAAGAAGGAAAAAGUAUCUAGUGUUGACAGACAUCAUCCUGUGGAGAUCAAAGUUGAAAAAACUGUAAUUAAGAAGGAAGAGAAGAUGGAGAAAAAGGAGGGGAAAAGGCCUGAAGACAUUAUAAAGGAAGAAAAAGAUGAAGAUGAGCUAAAACCAGGAACGACAAAUCGGUCCAGAGUCACCAAAUCAGGAAGCAGAGGAAUGGAACGGAUGGUAGUAAUGGAUAAAUCAAAAGGAGAGCCUGUCAUUAGUGUGAAAACCACAAGCAGGUCAAAAGAAAGAUGCUCCAAGAGUCAGGAUCGAAAAUCUGAAAGCAAAGAGAAGAGAGACAUGUUAUCAUUUGACAAAAUCAAAGAGCAGAGGGAGCGAGAGCGCCAGAGGCAGUGGGAGCGGGAAAUCCGAGAGUCGGAGAGGCGGCGAGAGCGCGAGCAGCAGGAGCUGGAGGCCUGGAAGGAGAAGGCACGGCUGCACCGGGAGCGCAUGGAGCUCGAGUGCCAGCGUCACCUCCUGGAGCGGGAGCGCAUGCGAGUGGAGCGGGAGCGCAGGAAGGAGCAGGAGCGCAUUCACCGAGAGCGGGAGGAGCUGCGGCGUCAGCAGGAACAGCUACAACAGCUACGCUAUGAGCAGCGGCAGGGCUUCCGGAGGCCCCAUGACGAUGGGCGGCGAGAUGAUGCCUAUUGGCCAGAAGGAAAACGUGUGGCCCUAGAGGACAGGUACCGCCCGGAUUUCCCUCGGUACGAUCACCGCUUCCACGACUUUGACCAUCGAAGCCGAGGCCAGUACCAGGACCAUGUGGUCGACAGGAGGGAGGGCUCAAGGACAGUGAGGGGAGAGCGAGAUGGACAGCACUACUCAGAUGACCGCCAUGGCCACGGAGGACCACCAGAGCGCCACGGCCGGGACUCUCGGGAUGGCUGGGGGGGCUACGCCUCAGACAAGAGGAUGAGUGAGGUCCGGGGGCCACCACCUCCACCCAGGGGUGGACAUGACUGGAUGGAGCACAGUCAGAGGCUGGAGGAGCACCAGGAACGUGCCUGGCCAGGCAUGGUAGAUGCAGGCACGGCAGGCCGGGAGCACGGCAGAUGGCUAGGUGCUGAGAGGGGCCUCUCUGGACCCUCAGCGACAGGGCACGUGGCCAGUCGGGGUGGAUUGUCAGGGCGAGGCGGCUUUGCACAAGAUGGGCAUUCCCAGGGCCACGUGGUGCCCAGUGGAGAACUGGAAGAUGGAGGCCAGGCCGGCCAGGACCGGGGCAACAGAGUCCCGCACCCCCACCCCCCUCCAUACCCCCCCUUCACUCGCCGCUACUAA